Messenger RNA from Ahaetulla prasina, 3250 nucleotides. It is a transcript of the gene REM1, whose product is annotated as RRAD and GEM like GTPase 1. The record is from RefSeq and is a predicted model, not a curated record. NCBI's taxonomy places the organism in Eukaryota, Metazoa, Chordata, Lepidosauria, Squamata, Colubridae. The transcript is spliced from 5 exons. Gene Ontology annotation, biological process: negative regulation of high voltage-gated calcium channel activity. Gene Ontology annotation, cellular component: plasma membrane. The coding region runs from base 231 to 1133 and encodes 300 amino acids. Gene Ontology annotation, molecular function: calcium channel regulator activity; GTPase activity; GTP binding.
CGGGGCGGGGUCGCCUCCGCUCCGCUUAAAAGUUCCCCGCCUGUCCUGCCCCGCCGCAGCCGACGCUGCGCCAUGAAGCCGGACCGGGCUGCUGGACCGGGCGCAAGGUUGGAGGCGGCCGGAGGAUCCCCGAGAGCGACCCCGUCCAGUUGGUGCUUUGGACAACAGGAGGAUCCCCUUUUUCACCAGAGCCGCAAAGCUAACCGUGGACCGAUUCUCCGGGGCAGAAGAUGACGCUGAACAUCCAGCGGGGCAACACCGGGGGUCCGUGCCAGCGAAGGGCCAGCACCCCUCUCCCGGCUUCUCAUCGGGAGAGGCUGGACCCCAGGAGCAGGCGGGCUGAGCUUUGCCACCCUCCGCUGGGACAGUCUUUAUCCUGCGAACCCCGAGCCCGCCUCCCGGAGCCCUGCGGGGCCUGGCGGUCCGAAUCCUCCAGCUCGGAGGAAUCCUGUGGCUCCCUCUACCACGUGGUCCUGCUCGGUGACCCCGGGGUGGGCAAGAGUACCCUUGUGAGCCUCUUUGCCGAGGUGCAAGAAAAGGACUCGCUGGAACAGCAGAGAGAUGACACCUUCGAGCGCACUUUGUCCGUGGACGGAGAGGAGACCACGCUGGUAGUGAUUGAUCCUUGGGAAGCUGAGAAGCGGUCGUCGGGCGAAGACAACUGGCUGCACAACCACUGCAUGCAGGUGGGAGACGCGUAUGUGAUUGUCUACUCCAUCACCGACCGGGGCAGCUUUGAGAGCGCUUCGGAGCUGCGCAUCCAACUUCGGAGGACCCGGCAAGCGGAGAACCUGCCCAUCAUCCUGGUAGGGAACAAGACCGACCUGGUGCGCUCCCGGGAAGUCUCGGUGGAAGAAGGCCGGGCCUGUGCCGUGGUUUUCGACUGCAAGUUCAUCGAGACCUCCGCUGCCCUCCAGCACAACGUGACCGAACUUUUCGAAGGGGUCGUGCGGCAGAUCCGGUUGCGCCAGGACAGCAAAGAGGCCAACGCGCGGCGCAUGUCACUCUACAAACGCAAGGAGAGCUUGACCAAGAAGGUGCGCCGUUUCCUGGACCGGCUGGUGGCGCGCAACAACCAGAAAGUUGCCCUGAAGGUCCGUUCUAAGUCAUGCCACGAUCUUUCUGUGCUGUGAGAGACAAUCGGGGGGGAAUCUUUGUCCUCUCGCCCCCUCUUGUACUGUUGUAGAAAACUUACGUAUUAAAGUGAGGAGACAAGACCACGAAGGAUUUGAGAAACAAGAAUUAAUUUAUUAUUUGCGCAAAUAGGACACAGACCCCCACUCGGGUGGAAAACAAAGGUCUGAGCAUCGAGCAUGGCUUAAACAUAAUCUUUUAUACUUUUUGGUUACAGACAUUGCCAUAAGAAAAAAAGAAGAAGUUAUCCUAAUUGGUUGAAAUAAACAAAAGCCCAUAUAUGGUCUACUCUUAUCAUACACCUUCUGGAUACACGUGUUACUCUCGAUGCCCCCUCCUCUUUGCCACAGAGUCACAAGAACAGUUUGUAGAAAUAUUUCUGCACUUUCCCGAAAGCUUGCAACACCAUAUACCUGCCCAAUGGUAUACUUCUGCUUUCUAAGUGACACGUUGACUUUUAUACAAGUUGGUGAUAUCUGAUCUUGCUAUAAUCCUAACAAAUAAACAUAAAGCACUUGUAUUAUAAAGCAUUGGGGUCUUGCUUCAGUACCACUCUUGGUGCCUAGCAUGGCUUUGCAAAUGCCCGUAACUGCGAAAAGGAUCUUGGAAUCCUAGUGGACGAUCACUUAAAAAUGAGCCAGCUGUGUGCUGCAGCCGCCAAAAAGACCAACCCAAUUCUAGGCCAGGGGUCUCCAAACCUUGGCAACUUUUAAGACUUGUGGACUUCAACUCCCAGAGUUCCUCAGCCAGCAAAGCUGGGACCCCUGUUCUAGGCUGCAUCAACAGAGGGAUAGAAUCAAGAUCACGUGAAGUGUUAAUACCGCUUUAUAAGGCCUUGGUAAGGCCACGCUUCGAAUACUGCGUUCAGUUUUGGUCAUAACAGUAUAAAAAAAGAUGCGGAGACUCUAGAAAGAGUGCAGAGAAGAGCAACCAAAAGGAUUUAGGCUAAAACAUACAAAGAACAGUUGCAGGAACUGGCUAUAUCUCUUGUCUACUGAAAUAAGGAUUUAGGGGUGACAAGACAGCAGUCUUCCAAUAUUUGAGGGGCCGUUACAGAGAUGAGGGGGUUUCAAUCGAGUCACUAAAGCACCAGAAGGCAGGACAAGAAACAAUGGAUGGAAAGAAAUCAAGGAGAAAUCUUGAACCAAGGAGAAUCUGGAACCAAGGAGAAAAUUCCUGACAGUUAGAACAAUUAAUUUGGGGGGGACGGGACUGGAGGCUAAAGCAUAUGAAGAAUGAAGAAUGGUUGCAGGGUUUGGGAAUGUCUUAAGAGUAACAGAGUUGGAAGGGACCUCGGAGGUCAUCUAGUCCAGGGGUCUCCAACCUUGCCAACUUUAAGACUUGUGGACUUCAACUUGAAGCCCACACGUUUUACAGUUGCCAAGGUUGGAGACCCCUGUAAUCCAGCCCCCUUCUCACGCAGGAAACCUGUACUAAGGAUUUGAACCGCUGAACGGCUGACUUUUCUGAUGGACAAGCUCCGUGUCUUAGCCUCUGAGCCACCUAGUCGGGCGAGUUUAAUGAAAAGAAGGACCAGGGGUGACAUGAUAACAAUCUUCCAAAAUUUGAGGGGCUGCCCCAAAGAAGAGAGGUGGGUCCACCUAUUUUCCACAGCAUCACCGUUCAAGAAAAGAAACAAUGGGUGGAAACUCAUCAAGGAGAGAAGCAACCCUGGAAUUAAGGAGAAACUUCCUAACAGUGAGGACAAUUAACCAGUGGAACUGCUUGCCACCAGAAGUUGUGGGUGCUCCAAUACUGGAGGUUUUAAAAAGAGACUGGACAGCCACUUGUCUGGAGUAGGGUCUCCUGCUUGAGAAGGGGGUUGGACUAGAGGACCUCUAAGGUCCCUUCCAAACUCUGUUAUUCUGCCUUUGUGGGCGGUAUUCAAUUUUUACGGUAGUAAAAGACGGGAGGGCAGCAGGAGGGAAUGGCAGAGAAGGAAAAUUUGUAAAAUUUGUUACUACCGGUUCUGUGGGCGUGGCUUGGUGUGUGUGUGUGUAAUGUGACUGGUGGGCGUGGCCAACUUUUUUUACUUUUGAAAGCAUUUUUUCUACAAGGUUGUAGAAAAAAUGCUUUUAAAAGGCUCUGACGAUCCCAGCUGAGCCGCGCGAUCAUC